CCAUUCAAUAAUAUUCAAUUCUGUUUUUUUUUUUUUUUUUUUUUUUCCUUUUCAUCCUCCAACAUCCAUUUUCUUCAUCCUCUUGAGUUGUAAGCUUCAGUUCUCACUGCAAUCAAUACAACAACACUUCAUACUUCUCUUUUCCUCCUCUUGCUAUACGUCUGAACAAUUCCAACAACCUUCGGUUUUCUCUCUCUGUCUCUUCCUAUAUCUCCGAAGCUACUCCCUCCCUAGGUUUACUUUCCGUCUUCCUCAAAACUCCGGCGAAACCACCGUACCACUCCUCCUCUCGCCGCCGUUCUCUCAUCUCCAGUGUUGUGUCGUCGUCCACUUCCUCCGCCGUUCCUAAGGCUCCUCCAAAGGAGAAAUUUGUCUCCCGAUUUGCGCCUGAUGUGCCGCGAAAGGGAUGUGAUGUCCUCGUAGAAGCUGAAGCUCUGCAGCUGUUCGCUUAUCCGAUCCGAGAGGAGCCUCCCUGGAGAUUCAUCAACCACUCACUCGCUCUAAGAUCAUCCGAAAUGUCCUCCCCUGUCACGAGCAAUACGGGCGCGCUACCGGCUUUCCCCAAUUUGAAGGAGCUGGUUCUGGUCUGUUGCGAAGAAUUUGGGAGCAGUGGACUUGCUACCGUUGCCUGUGAGUGCAGCAGGAAAUUAAGGGUGGUUGAGUGUGAUGUUAAAGAUGAUGAAAUGGAUUGGAUUUCAUGUUUCCCAGAGACUAAAACAUGUGUUGAGUCUUUGAUGUUUGAUUGCGAAGUGAAUUUUCAAGCAUUGGAGCAGCUGGUGAUGAGGUCACCUUGUUUGAAGAAACUUAGGUUGAAUGGGCAUGUUUCCAUUGUGCAGUUGAUGGUUGGAGCUCCACAGCUUACCAAUCUGGGUACAGGUGCCUCAGAAGAGGAGGCUGAACUAGAACUCGAUUAUACUUGUGCUUUUGCAGCAUGCAAAUCAUUAGUAGUUUGUCUUUCUGAAUUCAGGGAAAUUCUUGCACAUUAUCUGCCUGCUAUAUAUCCAGUUUGUACCAACCUGACCUCUCUUAAUUUCAUCAGUGCUGAACAACUCAAACUGCAGAUUUGAUGGGUGCUUGAGUAGCUGCAACAUGUAAGGAUCUCUCUCCGAGAGCUUCGAGUUUUCCCUGUUUCUGAGCUAGGGUUGCAGGAAUGGAAACUUCAAUCCAUAUUAUAUUUGUCAAAGAAGUGCCCGGAUCUUGAGGUGUGCAUAAUGGGGCGACACAGGCCUGACCACCUUACUGGUGAACCAAUGGAUGAAGGAUUUGGUGCAAUUGUUAAGAACUGUUGGGGUUUUGCUGGAGAUAGUGAGUUGGGGCUAAAGUAUAGUAUGUGGUUGAGGGUUGCCCUAACUUGAGAUCAGAGACUGUCCAUUUGGAGAUUCAGCUUUGCGUUCUGGCAUACAAUAUGAGAUUUAAUUUGUUUGGCGCGUAUCCCUCAGCAGCGAAGAUGUGACGGGGGAGGACAUUUCGGAGGAUCUUAGAGCGAGUGAGUGGUUGAUGAAUCUCCAGAGCUUCUACGAGGACAUCACAUCCCUUCCCUUUCGCGCCUCAUCAGCCGCAAAUCGGGAGAUGAAUUUCUCAUUUGAACGGCUGAGGAAGUGGACGAAGACACAACACGGGAGAUGAGAGGAAGGAAGAAGAGGAGUGGUGGUUUCGCCGGAGUUUUGAGGAAGACGGAAAGUAAACCUAGGGAUGGAGGAGAGAGAAGUACGACCGGAGACGGCGGCGGAGAAGGAAGGCUUAGGAGUAGCAGCAGCGGAACGGCCAUAUUUCCGCCCGUUGCCUGCAACGGCAUCUUUGUAUUUUUUUUUUAAAUAUAUUUUGCUUAUAUAUAUAUAUAUAUAUGUUAGCAUGAAAUACUUUUAUUAAUUAUAAUUAUUUUUUUAUUAAUUAAUUUCAA
This is a messenger RNA of Ipomoea triloba (trilobed morning glory), 1900 nucleotides long. RefSeq names its product transport inhibitor response 1-like protein. Bases 516 to 1067 code for a protein of 183 amino acids. NCBI's taxonomy places the organism in Eukaryota, Viridiplantae, Streptophyta, Magnoliopsida, Solanales, Convolvulaceae. The transcript is spliced from 3 exons. The record is from RefSeq and is a predicted model, not a curated record.